Messenger RNA from Cornus florida, 1907 nucleotides. Its product is annotated as 7-deoxyloganetin glucosyltransferase-like. The transcript has 2 exons. Gene Ontology annotation, molecular function: UDP-glycosyltransferase activity. The record is from RefSeq and is a predicted model, not a curated record. Lineage: Eukaryota; Viridiplantae; Streptophyta; Magnoliopsida; Cornales; Cornaceae. The coding region runs from base 50 to 1474 and encodes 474 amino acids.
CACACACAUACAUAUACAUCUCUCCUUCAUUUUCAUCUGCAUAGUCACCAUGGACUCUGUGAAGAAGCCUCAUGCUCUCUGUAUUCCACUUCCUGCCCAAGGCCACAUUAACCCAAUGCUAAAACUAGCAAAACUCCUCCACUCCAGUGGCUUCCACAUCACCUUCGUGCUCACAGACUUCAACUACAAUCUGUUUGUGAAGUCCAGAGGUCCAAAUUAUCUGGAGGGCCUGAGCGAUUUUCGGUUUGAGACCAUACCGGAUGGUUUGCCAUCGACUAACCAACGAGGCAUACUCGACCUCCCGGCCCUGUGCGCGUCAAUGACAAUCCACUGCUCACGGCCAUUCAGAAACCUCAUAGAAAAGCUCAAUGCUUCGCCAAAUGUGCCUCCUGUCACUUGCGUAGUCUCAGACGGUGUCAUGAACUUCACCUUAAAGGUAGCAGAAGAGCUCGGCAUCCCGGAGGUGCUCUUUUUCACUCCUAGUGCUUGUGGUAUGUUGGGCUAUUAUCAAUUUCAGGAGCUGAUUGAAAGAGGCUAUUUCCCACUAAAAGAUGAGAGCUGCUUGAGCAACGGAUUUCUUCAUACUGCGAUUGACUGGGUACCGGCAAUGAAAGGGGUUCGAUUAAAAGACCUUCCCACGUUCAUUAGAACGACUAAUCGCGAAGAUACAAUGUUCAACUACAACUUAGAAUCAGUCAAUAAUGCUUUGAAAGCUAAGAGUGUAAUUCUCAACACAUUCGACGAUUUGGAGCAAGAAGUAUUAGACGCCAUGAGAAGCAAGUUUUCAGAACUCUACACGAUAGGCCCUCUAUCAAUGCUUCAUCAACGACUUUGUGAAGCAAAGCAAGAGUGUAUCGAACUGAAUCUGUGGAAAGAAGACGUUGAAUGCUUAGAUUGGUUAGACAAAAGAGAGGCCAAAUCAGUUGUGUAUGUGAACUAUGGAAGCCUAAUUAUAAUGACCCCUGAACAGCUGAAUGAGUUUGCUUGGGGACUUGCUAAUAGCAAGUGCUCAUUCUUGUGGGUCAUUAGGCCUAACCUUGUGAAGGGUGCUACAGAGGUCGUAUCGGACGACUUUAUGGAGGAGAUUGAAGGCAGAGGAUUGGUGCUGGAUUGGUGUCCACAAGAGAAAGUUCUUAGCCAUCCUUCUGUUGGAUGCUUUUUGACGCAUUGUGGGUGGAAUUCUACGUUGGAAAGCAUUUGUGAAGGCGUGCCUAUGAUCUGUUGGCCAUUUUUCGCAGAGCAACAAACAAAUUGCUUCUAUUUGUGCAAUAAGUGGCGGAUUGGCAUGGAGAUUGACACCGAUGUUAAGAGAGAGAAAGUAGAGGGGCUUGUUAGGGAUUUGAUGGAAGGAGAGAAGGGAAAGGAGAUGAGGGUACAAGGCAUGGAAUGGAAGACAAAAGCGGAGAAAGCUACAAGGCCUGGUGGGUCGUCUUACAUCAACUUUGAUACGCUAGUCAACCACCUCAAAAGGUGAGAAUUCGAAUUGGAAUCCUCGGCAAUGUGGCAAUGUGUUGAUGCGACUCACACGUGGAAGUGCUGGAAUCCGUCCGAUGUAGUAUAACACCACCGUAGAGCAAUCCGUCCGAUGUAGUAUAGCACCACCGUAGAGCAUCAUAGCUCAACACUGAGACAUGUCAUAGGUGCUUGUGUACAUACAAGUUUUUAAGUAGAAACUUUGCAAGGGCAAAAGGAACCCACUCAUUUUUACUGUUUUCUAAUGUUUAUUAUGUGCAUCCAUCCUUGUGGGCAAACAAAAGUGGGACAAGUAAAAUGGGUUUGUGGGAGUACUAGGUUUUUAGUAGCAACUUGUCUGAAUAAGAAGAACCACUCUCUCUAAUGUUUUCUCAUGUUUGGUAUGUCUACCCAUCCGACAAUAGACACCAUCUUUGUCGGUAAAUAUGUUUUCC